Paramecium pentaurelia is the source of this 2484-nucleotide messenger RNA. Lineage: Eukaryota; Ciliophora; Oligohymenophorea; Peniculida; Parameciidae. The record is from the annotation of a GenBank genome assembly.
AUGUCAUUAGGAAAAAGAUAAUUGUCAGGUUCAAAAUUGAAAUUUGAUGCUGAUUAUUAUAAAAAUCUCCUUGAAUAGUAAGAAAAGAAGAGACCAGGAUCUGGUUAACCUUUAUCAACUAUAACUUCUCCACUUCCUCCUAGAAAACCAGUUUAUUCUGGCAAGUUAAGAAGUAUUAUACCUCCAUCAGAAAAUGUUAAUCAACAACAUCGUAUAAUUAAAUCAAGCAAUAGUUAAUAGAAAUAAUAAUUAACCCCAUCAGUUACUUAAUCUCAAUUAUAAGGUGUAGUAAGAAUAUUUUAUUAUCAAUUUUCAUAGGUGAGUCCACAUAAAACUAAUAAGCCUCCAUUGUAAUUAGAUAAGAAACUUAUUAUACCUAAAUAGAAUACAUCAUCAUAAAUUUCAAUAAAAAGUUCUAUAGUACCUAAUCAAAUCUAAACAGGAGAGAAAAAAGUAAUUUAAAAAUCAAUUGAAAAACCUGGUGCUUUAACAAGUCCUGGAUAAAAUGAUAAAUAAUUUACAUGGAAGAAUUAGAUAGAACUUAUAGUGACUUAAUCAGAUUUUGAAAAUGUAAAUAUUUUAAUAUAGCAAGAAAAGAAGGCAAAUAUCACAUGAGAAAUUAAAAUAAAUACCAAUAAAGUAGAUUUAAUAAUAACCAUUUGAUUAAAAGAGAUCCACCUAACCCAUAAUUUAAUAAACAUAAUCUCAUAUUAUCAAUUCAUAACCAAGAUAAAUACUUUAAACACAAUAAAUACAAAAGAAAUAAGCCUAUAAUCCAAAAUAAAUUAAUAAUAUUUAAUCAUAAUCAUAAUCAUAAAUAUAAGGAAGUUAACCUAAAUGUUUUACUGAUUUUACAAUGACAUCAGGAAGAAAUGAUCUUUAAUAACUAUUUUCAUCUAUGCAAUUACAAUUAAAAGAAGCCUCAUAAUAUGCUGAAUAACAUCCAAAUUUAAAUAUGAGUGGUAAAAUAUUCUACUUAAUCUUUUAUUAGAAAUACAAGAACAACCAGAUGAUGCUAAUUCAUCUUUUGCAUAAAGUACUCUAUAUUAAUUUUAAAAGUGAUACUAAAAUGAGUUUAUAUUUCACAUCUUUUUUUGAAUUAAUUAUAAUAUCAAAUAUCUAUAUGAGAUAUUUAUUAAUUUAAAAAAAAAAAAUCAACCAAAUAAUUAUAACAUUAUUAUUAUUAUAUUAAUCAUAAUUGUAUUUUUAUGACUGAUUCAUCUUCAUAUUAAUAUAGCAUUAAUGAAGGCUAAUAUGAAGCUAAAAUAGGUGAAAAGUUGAAAAACAAUCAAUAUUAAAUUAUCAAAUGGUUAGGAGAUGGAACAUUCUCUAAAGUUUGGUUAGUAAAAGAUUUAGUAAACUCAUAUCAUUAUGCACUAAAGAUAUAAAGUUCAUUAUAUUCAGAUGCAGCCAUGGAAGAAAUAGAAAUUUUAAAGUAUUUUUUGAUAUUAAUUUAGAAUUUUGAAUUAAAAUGAAAAUUCAUCUUAAUGGAUUAACAUUUAAAAAAAUUUCAUUGGCAAUUAAUAAUCAACACAUUGUGUAAAAAUGAUUGAUUCUUUUGUUCAUGUUGUUGAUGAUACAUUACAUUAUUGUGUAAUAAUGGAAAUUUUGGGACCUACUUUAUUGGAUUUAAUUAGAUUCUAUGAAAAAAAAGUAUAUGAUAUUAUUAUUAUUAGCAUUCUAGUAUAAGUAUUUAAUUAGGGAAAGAGAUAACUAAAUAAAUAUUGAUUGGAUUGAUUUAUGCUCAUGAUGUAUGUUAAAUUAUUCAUACUGACAUAAAACCAGAAAACAUCAUGAUUGAAUUAAAUGAACAAUAAUUAAAGUAGUUAAUAAAUGAAGAUGAAACUGAAGAUUAGAAAAAAAAGUAAUAAGAGAAAAUAUUUAGAGAAUUAAAUUGAAUAAUAUAAAUGUUGGUGAUACUUUUAUUUGGAAUGAGAAUGUCAUUAUUAAUGUAAACUCUGACCUUAAAUGUAAAUUAGUUGAUUUUGGAAAUGCUUGUUAAACUAAUUAAUAAUUUGAAGAAAUUCAAACAAAGGAAUAUAAAUCUCCUGAAUCUAUUAUAUAAGCUAAAUAUUAAACAAAUACAGAUAUUUGGUCUUUAGCAUGUGUAAUAUUUGAAAUCUUAACAAAUAAUUACUUAUUUUAACCUGAAGGAGAUACUGAAGAAGAAGAAAUGGAUGAUUUAUUAGCAAUGAUGAUAGAAUUGAUUGGAAUUCCAAAUUAAAGUUUCUUGAGUAAAGGUUAAAGAAGUAAUUUAUAUUUUGAAAGUGAUGGAAAUUUAAAAAGAAUUAAAGUAUUUUAAUUUAUAUUCAUAAAAGGAAUUACAAAAAGUCAAUCUUACUAAUACAUUGAUUAAUGAAUACAAUUUUGAAAAAAAUGAAGCAUAAAAGUUAGAAGAUUUUAUUCUCUUUGCAUUAAAGUGGGAUCCUCUUGAGAGACCAUCUUCUUAAAUUAUGUUCUUUCAUCCUUGGCUUCGAUAAUGAA